Cadophora gregata is the source of this 543-nucleotide messenger RNA. RefSeq lists its product as uncharacterized. The transcript is spliced from 2 exons. Lineage: Eukaryota; Fungi; Ascomycota; Leotiomycetes; Helotiales; Ploettnerulaceae. The record is from RefSeq and is a predicted model, not a curated record. The coding region runs from base 1 to 543 and encodes 180 amino acids.
AUGUCGCGAGAAUUGGAUACAUAUGUCGCCCCUAAGCCGGAACCGCCUCAGCCAGGCCACCCGGCCUUGUCAACACAACUACUCUACCAGGGUCUGCGCUUCGAUGUCUUGCGGCUCCUUCUCCCAUUCGUCUCCCACCUCUUCUUCCGCUUCAUGCUCUUCGUGAUGCUCUACGUCUUUUCUGUGCCGCAUCUACUCAAAGAUGCCGACUGUAUUCGCCUCGUUAAACUCAUCCCUGUCUAUUGGGUUCUCAACAUUCUGGUCAGACAGUCGAUGCGGAUGGUUGUGCUGGUCAGUUACAGCUCGCGUGUAUUGGGGAUUACACUUUUGCUCGGACUGGUUAUUGGUGGUCUGGGGUUCGGGUGGAAUUUCAUCCUCAGGAAGAGGCUGCAUUUGAGAUUUACUUGGCCCCAGUGGAUCGCUAUGUUUGGGAUGGCUUGGCUGCUUGUUGGUGUUGAUCUGGGCGGUGGAGCCGGCGGUGGAGGUGAUCCUGGGUUUGGGUUUAUGAUGCUAGGUGCCAUUCUGAGACCGUAUGGAGGAUGA